AGCCAGCAGCUACAGCCAGCUAGCUGGUAGGCAAAAGAGGCAGGGUGCAAAAUGUAAGGUUAAAAAGUACAGAUGCCCAUUGUUCUCUGCAGGCCUCACAGAGAACGUCAAAUAUUCAUAAUCAUAUCAUAUUUUCUGAUACCUUUUGUUAGGGGUCUGGUUACUGUUGUUUUAAUGGGGAACAUGUCAACUUCCUGAUGAAUUCCUGACUGCAUGUAAGUCAUUGGUAAAAUAUUCAGUCAUCUGUUCUGUUGUGCUUUAGCCUUGGCCACAGAUUUGCUUCAUCUCACUCCAUAAUGCUUCAAAUACAGAUAAAAGUUUGCUACCCUGAAGUUCGGAGUCCUGACUCUGCUUUUUUGCCAGGCCUGCAUUCCUCCAGAACACAAGUUCCACCAGGCCAUGAUCACUACAGCCCAGGCUGCCUCCAAUCUUAACCUCUGUAAUGCUCUCCUCUGCAUUGGUGAGCACCAGGUCCAGUAGGGCUUCACCCUGAGUGGGACCGUCUAAUACCUGGACCAGGAAGUUGUCCUCAACAGACUCCAGGAAUUUCCUGGAUAAAUAAUGUCUAAUAACUCUUAAUAAGGACAAGCCAACUGGGGGCCAACUGUUGUAAGCCCUUGCAUGCACCAAGGAUUGCAACUGGGGGCAACCUUAUGGUUUGAUUGCUCUGCAAGGGGGAGAAAAUCCCCCAGGGACAGCCCUGGAUUUUGAUAUCCCUCGAGAGGAAACUGGAGGUCUCAGAGGGCUGGCCAGCAGAGCUAGAGUGUGGGAAGAGCCUGAAGGACUUCCUCCUGCAGCCUAAGAAUGAUAGAAUCACAGAAUCAUUAAGGUUGGAAAAGACAUCUGAGAUCAUCAAGUCCUACAAUCAGAGAGAAACAUGAACUUUUAUUGAAUAAACCUUCUUGCUGUACAUGCCUGGGGCUGAGUGCCAUGGCUAGAGCGACCUGAUGGGGCCCAUAGGAAGAUGUGGCCAAAGCCCUGGUGAUUGGUGUGAAACACCGAUGCCAAGCACAAGAGAUGCGGGGAAUGGAGUGGGCAGUGGCACUGGGAAAAGCCCUGACACUUGUGAAAAUAGUGCUGGCACUGGAGCACGUGCUACGGGUGAGGACAGCUCAUUGUGAUGACCCAACAAUGGACUGUGGCAUUGCCGUGGGAUGGGCAGUGAAGGUCGUCCCCAAGUGAAGGUCAAAUAAAGGUGACGCCCAGCAGUUUGGCCAAGCCAUGGUUUGAGACAUCUCCAGGCAACGGAUUGUGACUCCAUAGCCCACGGAUGCUUUAAAGUGGGUGCAGCAGCUCAGCCCAGCAGUUCGUGCCUGGCCUCCGACCGAGCGUGUGUGCGAGGACUGGAGUGUGGACAGGGCGAGCUUUGGUGCUGGAACGUGCUCUGGGUGCUGCUAGCGCAGCUCUCAGUGGCCGUCUCAGAGCCACUUUUUCUUUACCCCAACCCUGCUUGGAGCAGGCAGACGGGACAUCCCGGAGAGGCACGUGCAGCAGCAUAGCGUGACACCUGCUGCUGUAGCAUCAGUGCUGGGGAGUGCGUUGCCAUCUUCCGCUCCCCCUAGCCCACCGCAACUGGUGGAAGCAUGGAGGCAGCAUUAGAGACCCGCUGCCCUGUAUGCCUGGAGAACUGGGACAGCGUGGCAUACACCAUGCCGUGCUGCCACCAGUUCUGCUUCCCCUGCAUCCACAGGUGGACUAGCACCAGGCCCCAGUGUCCGCUUUGCAAACAGGGUGUGCAGUCCAUCAUCCACACCGUGCGAGCGGACAAUGACUAUAAGGAGCUGGUCCUCAGACCAGCUGCAGUGGCAUCCACUGCCAGACGAAGCCCCACAGGCUCUUGGGCAGCUCAGCCUUGGCCUGCAGUGCCCAGGCAUCCUGUGGGCAGCCUCUCCCCUGCCACCUGGGCUUCCCUCUUCAGGGAGCACCCAUCCCUGCUGCGGCCCCUGCGCUCCUGGCUGCGAUGGAAGCUGCGCCACAUCCUGGGCGCCGAGGAGCCACAAGUAAAUACAGUGGCAUACAGUGUCAUCUGGGCCCUACUCCUCGUCGGCUUGGCAGAAGAGAUCCUGAUAGAAAUGCUGGAACCCGACCUGCAGGGCCACACGGUGACCUUUGUGAGGCACUUCAUCACCUUCACCGUGCAGAGGUGCAGCAGGGAUGCUCAUCGCUUGCUGGGCCUCAACAUCGCCCCUGCUGCUGGGACACAGGAGGCCACUGCAUCAGAUCCCAGAGCUGCCCCAGGAGAGGAGGCUCCUGCCCCUGGCCCAGCACCCUCCAGCAGCUCUGCCAGCUCCAACAUGGACGAGAUGCCAGGCAGGAUGGGAGAAGAGCUCAAUGGGCGUCCCAGCCGCCCACGUUCCAACCCUGCAAAUGUCACCAUGGAGCAGGCAGUGUCCUGUGAGGAGCCAGAAGAGCCUGUGGCAGGGCCCUCUGGCACCAGCCCACCUGAGGGGACCCGACGAGCCCCGAAGAGGAAGGCCAGCAACUGCCAGGCCUCAGCAUCACCAAAGAAGAGGCCACCCCGCCGGCAGGAUUAGAACAGUGGUGGAGCUGGUGAGACUGGGGCCAGGCAGCAGCUGGGACACAUACUGGCCCCAGUGGACCCUUGCCAUGAGUAUCCAAUUCCACCAUGUAAAUAAAGUAGAAAGAAAGACUGCAAAAAAAAAAAAAAUGUGUUGGUAUUGCUAACAGCACAGUGGUUGUUGCUUCCCUGUCCUUUAUGGU
Gallus gallus (chicken) is the source of this 2721-nucleotide messenger RNA. RefSeq lists its product as uncharacterized. The record is from RefSeq and is a predicted model, not a curated record. Lineage: Eukaryota; Metazoa; Chordata; Aves; Galliformes; Phasianidae. Bases 1584 to 2534 code for a protein of 316 amino acids. Gene Ontology annotation, molecular function: ubiquitin protein ligase activity. Gene Ontology annotation, biological process: protein polyubiquitination; protein monoubiquitination. The transcript has 2 exons.